Molecule: messenger RNA, 2874 nt
Organism: Amoebophrya sp. A25
Lineage: Eukaryota; Dinophyceae; Syndiniales; Amoebophryaceae
Source: the annotation of a GenBank genome assembly
CUUCACUCAGGUUGUCAUCAAUAAUCCUCGCGAAAGCGGUGCAAAAAAUCCUGCACCUGCGAGGAAUUGUGCCCCAACUGGAUUCGCCUGAUUUCGUGCAGUCUGCAACGAGGAUGCUUGUCGGUGAUGGUGGUGAAAAAAUAAAUAAAGCGAAGAAUUCUCGUCGUACGAUUUGGAGUUGGAACGCGGGACCAAAUUGCGCCUGGGGAGCUGCCAACUGUGGAUCCGCUUCGAGACCGAAGAGCGGGGCCGUGUCGUGGGCGGCGUUGAUGUUGGAGUCCCACAAGCUCGCCCUGACGUUCACAGACCACACUAAGCGGAGAUGGACCAGUUCCGUCGACGUGUUCAAAAUGGAGCACAUGUUAGACCCACGAGGAUGCUCGCUAUUCUACGGCGUCUUGGAGGCAGUGCAGGCAUAUGUUAUCCGACAUUGGCGUGGAGCAUGGAGACAGUAUAUUCAUUCGGUGGCAGCGGCUGGUCAGCCGUGGAGUCAGGAAGCCUUUCUGACGGACGAGUUCCUUCUUCUCAAAAAGGACUCUCGGGACUUGUUGCGUACGGUGCUAUCGAAGGUAAAAACAGGGACUGCGUCCCAACAGGGUCAGAAAAAGACGAAUUCGGGCAAGCAUAUCACGAGCCCGCGCGAUAACCUGGAGGAGCUACGUCUCGCUUUCGAAAACGAGGACAAGCAUUGGGCCACAAGCAGCGGAAAGAAGGAUCCGGCCAUGUCGUUUUCCCUAGCGGUACUAGCGCAGAUAUAUGAGCAGUACUUUGGAGAGGUUCCAAGUACCAAAGCCGGAGCAAAAAUGGCUCCACGACGCGAGCGGCUCGAGAAGAUUUUUUUUCCGGAUGGUAAAGAAAUCAAAAGUGUUUAUACACAGGACCAGAGAAAUUCUUUACAGCCAGUGUUCGAGCGACUUUUUUCCAGCGGAAAUGAUGCGCUCGGUGGAGACGCGGAAAUGAGCCAUGAGCUUUUGGACCCGAGGCAUCUUGAUGCUAUUGAAGCAGCACCAGCUGCACGCACGAGAGCAGGCCCUAUUGGUGGCGUAAAAAGGUGUCUGUUUUUUCGAUUGCAGCAGCAGGUACGAAGGAGCGCGAAGGCCGCGCCUUCUUUUGAUACCUUUGCGGCCGAUCACUACGAGGACUAUGCUACCGUGUCCUAUGUUACGCACAGGUCGACUCUACCGCUCUUCUCCAUACAGGCCUCGCAAUGGUUAAAGGUAUCGCCUGGCCUUGAGCUAGCUAGCCGCCCCUACGCCAUUACCGCGCUAGACGUACUCGCCUUCCCUGUAUCGGAAGUAGCUCCGUCACCUUCCACGACAAAUAGCGCAGACGCUGUUGGCCAUCAUCUGCCACCUGCGGGAGAUUAUCUUCUCAUUUACGCUAUCCAGCAGCGCGCGGUCGGUGACGCCACCACCUAUGUGUGGCGUGGACGGUCUGCCAAGGAGGUGCAGGAACAGAGUUUGGAAAUGAAGACGGAAAAACUGCGCGACUUACCGAUGGACGACUAUCACUGCGAGGUCUUCAACUUCGGUCAUACCCAGGUCAAACCCUGCCCGCCUCUUUCAACCAACGUUGGGACUCUGGGAGCUGCCUCGAGCAGCUGUAGACCCGGGCUUCGGACCGCUUUCGAAUUUCUGCCGGAGCGCCUUCUGCACUUGCUAAAUUUGUCACAAGAACGGCGUCCGAGUGACAACCAGCGCGCCACCCGGCAGCGGCUUUUUGACUCGGCACGUGGUCGCGGUGUCUACCGUGUACGGACUUUUUGCCAGGACCCGCCGUCCUUUGCUCAGGACCCCCAAGAGGCUAAAGUCUGGACGGAAAAACGACACGACGUUAGGUGGCUCAAGCUCUCCAACAAGGUGGAGGAAAAGGCGUGCCUUGAGAGGCUCGAUGGAGACGUCGUCACUGAGGAUAAUGCCUUCUGGAUGCCUUGGGAGAAUUUUGUUGCCCUUGGUCGGGGUCUGCCGCCUGGUGUGAAUGAGCAUCAUGUAUACACGGCUCCUCUACCGUCGCGACAGUAUGUGCAAGAGAGUGGCGCGCUGGUUGUGCGUCCAGCCCUCGGCGUUGAUCGUAAAACGGGGAGUUUCGUCACGAAGCGGCCAAGGUCUGCGUCUGCCACCAGUGGAGGAGCACCGUGGAACCCCGCGGAGCAGGCGGAAGUUGUGCCUGCGGCUGGUCCUGGCGAGACGACGGUAGGUGCCGGUGGAGGAGGUGGAGCAGAUGAGGGUGCUCCGAGCUCGGGCGGGACAACAGGAGGAGCACCGCGGAACCUCGCGGAGCAGGCGGAAGUUGUGCCUGCGGCUUGUCCUGGCGAGACGACGGGAACUGCCGGUGGAGGAUCUCGUGGCGAGUCUCAAGCCGAUGCUGGCUCUGGCUCUGCGCAAACUGAGAUUGUCCUAGCCGUGCUGGCUUCCGUGAUCGCAUUCGUUGUCCUCCUUCUCAUUUGCCUUCGGAAGUGCCUGAUUCGAUCAGAUGCGGCCGCAGACGAACAGUGGACACCUAAAAAUCCUGGAGGUGAGCAGGCGUAUGGAGGUCCGUACGAACAGUGGACACUUAAUCCUGCAGGUGAGCAGGCGUAUGGAGGUGAGCAGGAGUAUGGUAAUCCUGGCGGUAACUACGUGGCAAAGCCAAAGCGAAAGCGUACGGACCAGAAGAAAAGUAAAACAAAGAAGAAGAACAAGAAGAAAAAGGAGAAAAAAAGUACUUAGUAGUGCCAAUGUGCGUCAUGAACAAGAUCAAGAUGGCGAGAAACUAUAAACUUACGUGCAACCUGAGCCUCGCACUUUUUACAUGCAGCCUCGCAAGCUCAUGCGCGAUCAUUUUAGCCCACAGAUCCACAAUGAUGUUUCCCAAUUAUACUGCCAUACUGCGAGC